This is a messenger RNA of Olea europaea var. sylvestris, 1956 nucleotides long. RefSeq lists its product as uncharacterized. The coding region runs from base 1 to 1956 and encodes 651 amino acids. NCBI's taxonomy places the organism in Eukaryota, Viridiplantae, Streptophyta, Magnoliopsida, Lamiales, Oleaceae. The transcript is spliced from 4 exons. The record is from RefSeq and is a predicted model, not a curated record. Gene Ontology annotation, molecular function: nucleic acid binding; zinc ion binding.
AUGUCUGCGUCUCCUGAAGAGUUUAGGAGAGUGUCAAUGUACAAAAUUGCUAAAGAUGUAUGGGACAUUCUAGAGACAACGCAUGAGGGAACUAGAACUGUGAAAAAUUCUAAGUUGCAAAUGUUGGCCUCAAGGUUUGAAGAAAUUAAGAUGAAGGAUGAUGAGUCUUUUGAUCAGUUCUAUGCCAAAUUGAAUGACAUUGUUAACUCUAGUUUCAACCUAGGUGAGAGGAUUCUCGAGUCCAAAUUUGUGAGGAAGGUUCUUAGGUCUUUGCCUGAGAGAUUUAGACCUAAAGUCACAGUUAUUGAAGAAAGUAAGGACCUGGACACAGUUAAGAUAGAAGAACUCGUAAGAUCCCUUCAAACCUAUGAACUCACCAUUUCACAACCGAGGAAAAAGAAGUCCAUAGCCUUGAACACCGUUAGGGAAGAGGAGUUUAAGUCAUCUGACGUGGAAACUCUUAGAGAUGAGGAGAUUGCCUACUUUGUAAAAAAAUUUCAGAAAGCCUUAAAGGGCAAGAAAUGGCCCCAAGACAAAAAGAGAGGAGCCCCUAGUAAAUUCCUAAGAAAGAAGAAUGAUAAAUCAACUGCUCGGAAUCCUGGUAAGAAAUCUCAAGUGGUUAGGUGUCAUGAGUGUGAGAGAUUUGAGCACUAUAGGAAUGAGUGUCCUAGCUUUAAGAAAAAUCUAAAGAAGGGAAGGAGCAAGACAUUAGCUGUGUCCUUGACUGAUGACGAUUCUAACUCAAGUGAUCAAAGUGAUUCCUUAAGCAGUGGAGAGGAAAAGGGCUAUAUGGCUUUUGUAUCUACUGUCAAGAGUGAGUCAAAUAAGGAGAGUGAGAAGGUUGAGGAGGAGGUAGAGAGUAACAAGUCCCGUGAUGAUUCUGAGGAUGAGACGGAUAUACAUGAGGCUUAUCAACUUCUGUUUAAGGAAAGUCUCAAGAUCAAAAAGGUAAAUAAAGCCCUAUUUAAGAAGGUAGACGAGCUUGAGAGAGAGAAUGAGAAAAUCACUAAUGAUCUUCAAGUCUCAUCUAAAAAUCUCAGUGAGUUGAAGUGUAUCAAUGAGAAAUUAGAAGACAGGGUUAAGACACUAACUAAUGAGUUAGAGAAAUCUAGUACUCAACUGCAGUCGUUUAUGAGUGGAACAAAGAAACUAGACGAUCUAUUAGGAAUGAACAAACCAGCUGGAAAUAGGCAAGGUCUAGAAUUUGUGAAGAGUGAUGGCAAUGUGUCUAGUUCAUCCAAGACCACAUUUGUCCCCGCUUCCAACAGGUCUAAUGUUUCAACCAAUCCAGAAUCCAAAGGCAAGGAUGAUCAACACUCGCGUGCAUCUGAACCUAGGUUCAUACCCACUUGUCAUCACUGCGAUGCUUUAGGUCACACGAGACCUAGGUGUCGAAAGCUAGUAAAUAGGAAUAGAAGUCAGGAUAUCCCUAGUCAAGUAAACUUCCUUUCAAAUCAGGUUAGUCACUUAACUGAGAUGCGUAUAAGGCUCAAAAUACAUGCAUGUGGUAUCUUGAUAGUGCUUGUUCUAGACACGUGUGGUAACAAGGCCUUAUUUUCUACCUUUGAUGACUGCAACGGUAGUGUAGUUACCUUUGGGGAUGGAGCUACAGAACCCAUUCGAGAGGGUCUUAAGUCUAACUUGUUGAGCAUUAGUCAAAUCUGUGAUGCGAGCUAUGGAGUGAGUUUUGUCCAAAAGAGAUGCACUGCUUAUGACCCUUCAGGUAGUGUUGUUCUUAAAGGUGUUAGAACAUCUGAUAACUAUUAUGGAGUUCUCCCAAACUCGAACUAUGUGUGCAGUAGUGAUAAAAUUGAUAUGUCUGAACUUUGGUAUCAAAGGCUCGAUCAUGUUAAUUACAGAAGUCUGUCUAAAUUGGUCAAAAACCUAAAAUUGAUCAAAGUGAAAAUGAUGUGUGCAGCCGUGUCAACAAGGAAAGCAACUCAAGAUAAACCAUAA